Molecule: messenger RNA, 3867 nt
Organism: Meloidogyne enterolobii
Lineage: Eukaryota; Metazoa; Nematoda; Chromadorea; Rhabditida; Meloidogynidae
Source: the annotation of a GenBank genome assembly
AAUGUUUUCAAAAAAUCGUUCUCAAAAGUCCAAAUCUUCUUCUAUCCAUUUCCCCUCAUCCUCCUCAUAUUCAUCAAAAUCAAUUUCUUCUGUUAUCGGCCCAACAGUUUCAACAGCAUCAGCAUUUUCAACAAAAAACAGUCAUUCAAGACUUUCUCUUUCUUCUAUACGUCCAUCAAGUUAUUCUCCAAGAAGAAGGCCCUCUCCCUCAAAUUAUUUAUUGUCAAAAGAAAAAACAACAGAAAAUACGAAUCAACAACUUUAUAUUUCACCUUUUCUUUUAAAAAGACAGGAAAAUGAAGUUUCUGAUAAAUCUUGGGCAAGUAAAUAUUUGCGUGAACGGAAACAAUUAAUAAAAGAACAAGAGAAUGAAGCAUCUGCUUCAUCAAUUAAUCAAAAAGACGUUAAUGAAAACAAAGAAAAGGUUGAUGAAAAAGAGAAAAGGAAGGGAGAAAAUGAUAUAAAUGACGACACGUUCAAAAAGAGACUUCUAACAGCUCACAAAACUGUUGAUGAACUUCUUCAAAGAAGAGGACUUCAAUCUCGUAAUGAUUUCCAAAAGGAAAGGGAAUUGUUGUUGAGACAAUAUGAAAAAUUGUUAGCAGAUGUUGAAAAGGAAGGAAAGGAGAAAAAGGACAGGCAAAGAAAUGAGUCUUUCGAUUCCUCAGAUUCGGGAUUAUCUGAAGAUUAUUCUGAAAGGGACAAAAGACCUGAGAAUAAUGAAAUGGAGGAGGAAAUGGAGGAGGUGCAAGAAGAAGAAGAGGAAGGAGGAAAUGAAAAAGAGGAGGAAGGAGAGGAUGAGUAUGAAGAUGACAGGGACGAGGAAGAAGAAGAAGGGAGAGAGGAAAAUGAAGAAGGAGAAGAGGAAAAAGAUGAUAAAAGAGGAAAAGGAAAUGGACAGGAGGAAAAGAAAAGUAAAGAAGUAAAAAGAAGGGAAAAGGAAGGGAAGAAGGAAGAUGAAAAUUAUAAAAAGGAUGACGAUUUAGAGGAAAGAGAAGAAUGGGAAGUAAGAAGUUUAUCACCAGUUGCGCCACUGGUAGAAGAAGAAGAUGUAAAUAUAGAAGAGGAAGAACAAGUAAAAGACCCUCCUGUACAAAGAAAAAAUACCUCAAAAAUUAAUUCUGUAAAUAAUACAAGACAAAAUUCUUUAAUUUCCCAACAAUUAUUUCAAUCUUUAAGUAAAAGAGAAGCUAGAGAAAUGUUACAAUCGGCACGUUAUAAUUUAAGAAGAAUGUCAAAUAAAGAUGAAAUAAAUAAAAAUACAAAAAUUUUACUUAAAGAAAAUGAGAAAGGGAAAAAAUCGACUAAACGUCGUCCUUCUUCAAUAAAAAAGAAAAAUGAAGGGAAUGGUAGUUCAAGAAGUAGUGGAAAGGGGAGAAGACCGCGUAGAGUAGAGGCUGAAUUGCCAAAUAUUUUGAGGGCUGAAGAAUUACUGGAAAGGUUAAAAUUGCUCGCGAAGAAGAAAGGAAGAGGAGAAGAAGGAAAGGAAGAAAGUGAAAAUGAAAGGAAUGAUGAAGAAGUGAAGAAAGAAGAACUAAAGAAGGAUAGGAGAGAAAAGGGAGAGGAAGAAAACAAAAAUGAGGAGAAGGAAAGGAAGAGGAAGAAGAGCAGUUUGGAAGAAAUUGAAGAUCAAAAUGAACAAAGUACUUCCUCAAACCCCACUCAAAACCCUCAAAUAUCCACUCGUCGAAAUUCAACCACCAAUUCUUCCAAUUUUGAAGCUAUUUGGUCUAAAUUUACUUCACAUUUAAACGAAGAACAAAAAGAGGAUUUAGACAAUCGAUUAGUUGAUUAUUUCUUUGGAAGUCGUCGCCCUCCAGCGCCUGAUUGGCUUUUUAGACCAGUUUACUGCACAAAAUGUUGUCGUUGCAUUCAUCGUUUAAUGCCAAAAACAGGCAAAUCUUGGCCUUUAUUUCUGGAACUUUUAACACCAAAAGAGAGAGGGAAAACAAGUUGGAGACACGGAGUUGAAUGUAUGGGGGAUAUGCAAGAAUUGUUGAGAGCAAAAAGAUUGUUGUUAAGGCAAAUGUCUUCUUUAACAUCUGGUGAAGAAGAGGAAGAAGUAAAUAGAGGAAGAGGAAGGAGAUUAGUUGAAAUUGAAGGGGAAGAGAAUGAAAGGGAUUUAAAAUGGACAAAACCCCCGACAAAACUUUCUCAUUGUUUUUGCCCUCUAUUAAUUCGGCAUAGACAUGGAUUACAUCAUAUUGUUAGGACAAGUUCAAAAUCUAAAAAUCGACCUAAAAGAAGUAUUAAAAGAACUAAUGGAUGGGUACCGAGUUGGAGGAAAAGAGAACAAACACCUAAAAGGAAGGAGAAAAAUUGCAGCGAGGAAGAGGUUGACGAAGAAGUCGAAGAAGCUCAAGACGAAGUUAGUGUUGCUGCUCAAGAAGUGUCUAAACAAGAAGAGGCACCACCAACACCUAAAUCUCCUCUGAAAAGUCCCCCAGCAUCUCCUUUGAAAAGUCCCCCAGCGUCUCCUUUGAAAAGUCCAAAGAGUGAAAAACCAGAAUCGGAGCAGGCUGAACAACAAGAAUUUGAGGAAGGCGGGGAAGAUGAACCACCUCUCUCUCCUUCUAAGGAAGUACGUCGUUCCAGUGUGAGCACUGAUGUAACUGGACCACAAGCCCAACUUCGCAAGACAGAAAUUAAACAAAAAGAGCCAGAAGAGAAAGAAAUGACUGAGGCCGAAGCUGCAAUGUUAGCAGCCAAAAAACGUCACGAAGAGGAAGAAGAGGCUAAGAUGCGUGACAAUGACGAGCGUCGUCGACAAGAAAUGGUUGCCGUUGAACAAGAAUUGCAAGAAUUAAAAGAACGUCAAAUACAACGAAAAGCUGAAAGAGAACAAGAAGAACGUGAAUUAGCUGAACGAAGACGUCAAGAUGAGGAACGUCGUCGUCAAGCAGAAGAGGAGCGUAAAGCAAGAAUUGAAGCUGAAAAAGCACGAAGAGAAGAAGAAAAAAGAAAGAGACAAUUAAUGAUGGCUGGCUCUUUUGGAGGUGUUGUUCAAGCUGAGGGAGAAGGAGGAAAGAAUUUUGUUAUUCCUGAAAAGGGUGCUGGUGGUGGUCAAGCACCUGGAUUGCCUGGACAGGCGAGCAAACCACGGGGACUAUCAAAAGAACAACAGGAAGAAGCUAAGCGUAAUUAUAUGGCUAUCGUUAACCGUCCAGUUGAUGUCUCCAAUAUGUUGCCAAACGAUAUUAAGGCUAAAAUUAAGCAAUUAUAUUCACGUAUUGUGAAAUUGGAAGGAGAAAAGUAUGACUUGGAAAAACGGAAAGGACGUCAAGAAUAUGAUUUGAAGGAGCUUAGUGAACGUCAAAAACAGGCUGCACGUCAAAAAGCUUUGAAUACUGGUGUUGACCCGACAGAAGUUGAAAACACAAACUUCCCUCCAAAAAUCCGAGUAGCUUCCAAAUUCGACCGACAAACUGAUCGCCGGGAUUAUGUUGAACGCCGUGACUUAUUCGAGAAACCACCACCAGAAUUAAUUCCAACAAUUGCCCACGGAAGUGGACGUCCCCCAUCAGAAUGGGGACGAAAGGAAUUUGAAGAAUUGGAACAAAUCCGAAAGAAUUUAGAACCUCCAAAAUAUGUGGAGCAAGUUAAAGCUGAGGGGGAUGCUGCACGUCCACCUGUGCCUGUUAUUCCUUUACAAGUUCCUGCUGAGGCGUUUAUUAAUGCAAAUGAAGCACCCGUUGAAGCUGCUCCUGAACCUCCCGCAAAGGUAUAGAGAAAGAGUAAAAUGAUUAACUCUGUCCGCCAAAAACUUCUUAAAACCCCAACAAUUAAAAUAGGCGUUUUUGUUAAUUAUAAAGAAUUUUUAACCUUAAAAAUUCUUAAAUUUUUACAAAUAUUUCAGCCUUCCCGCCG